Messenger RNA from Colletotrichum phormii, 813 nucleotides. RefSeq lists its product as uncharacterized. The coding region runs from base 1 to 813 and encodes 270 amino acids. Gene Ontology annotation, cellular component: ASAP complex; cytoplasm; nucleoplasm. The record is from RefSeq and is a predicted model, not a curated record. The transcript is spliced from 3 exons. Gene Ontology annotation, biological process: mRNA splicing, via spliceosome. Gene Ontology annotation, molecular function: RNA binding. Lineage: Eukaryota; Fungi; Ascomycota; Sordariomycetes; Glomerellales; Glomerellaceae.
AUGGCGUCCCGAACGAGAUCGCUCUCUCGCGACCGCUACCGCGACCGUUCUCGAUCAUUGACGCCGCUGUCAGAUCGGUCUCGCUCCCCAGUUGUUGUCGAGCGAUUGACCAAGAACAUCAAUGAAGCUCAUUUGGAAGAGAUCUUUGGCCAAUUUGGACACAUCAAGGAUCUUGACCUGCCCAUUAAUAGAACACACGGCACCAACCGCGGCACUGCUUACAUCCUUUACGAUACCGAGGCCGAUGCUGAGGAUGCUAUCGCACACAUGCAUGAGGCACAGCUUGAUGGCGCAGUGAUCAACGUCUCCAUCGUUCUUCCCCGGCGCAAGAUGUCCCCAGCACCUCCUGCUGCUCGACGUGGCGGAGGCUCCGAUGCCAGAGGCGGUCGAGGGGGAAGAGCCCAGGGCGGAUUCCACGGCGGCGGUGGAGGCGGACCCGGUCCAUUCGGUCAGAACGGUCCCCGACGGGGUGCAUCGCCAUCUCAGGCUCGCUUCGGCCCCAGAUCAGACACCUACCGGCCUCGUUCGCUCUCGCGCUCCCCAAGCCGAUCUCCCAUCGCUGCUCCUCCGUCCAGAGGCGGCGGUGGAAGCAGAUACCGAAGCCGUUCGAGAUCAUACUCUCGGUCCCCAUCACCACCCCCGAGACGUGGAGGAGGUGGCCGCGGUAACGACCGCAACCGUCGGAGAAGAAGCCCGAGUCGAGAUAGUUACGAUAGCUACGACAGUCGUCGAUCCCGGUCCCCGAGCCGUAGUCGUGACCGUGGCGGUCGCGGCGGCGGCGGUGGUGGUGGCCGUGGCCGUGGACAUAGAUGA